Messenger RNA from Coffea eugenioides, 2105 nucleotides. RefSeq names its product aspartyl protease family protein 1. The coding region runs from base 195 to 1748 and encodes 517 amino acids. Gene Ontology annotation, molecular function: aspartic-type endopeptidase activity. The transcript has 10 exons. NCBI's taxonomy places the organism in Eukaryota, Viridiplantae, Streptophyta, Magnoliopsida, Gentianales, Rubiaceae. Gene Ontology annotation, biological process: proteolysis. The record is from RefSeq and is a predicted model, not a curated record.
CCUACCAAACUACCACCCUUCCUCUUCCUCUUCCUCUUUUCCCAUUUAAUGCACUCGCUGCACCUCUUCUCUUCUGUCUCUGUACCUAACCCUUUUCUUGUCGUCAGCAAAACAAUAAUUCCCCGAUCCAUUAUUGUUCAAGUUUUAACUUCCAUUCAUCCUAUGCAAAUCUUUAUCAAAACUCACCAAGAAAAAUGUCAUCUUUCUUCAUUUUCUUGCUCACAUUGCUUUGUUUUUGGCUACUUCUUCAAUGCUCAAAUGCCCACAUUUUCACUCUGGAAAUGCACCACCGAUUCUCUGAACCCAUCAAGAAAUGGUCCCAGAAAACUGGCAAGAACUUCAUGGUCCAAAGCUGGCCUACUAAGGGCAGUGUAGAGUACUAUCAACAGCUGGCUAACCAUGACAGGCUACUAAGGGGCCGGCGUUUAUCAGAAUCUGAUGGACUUCUCACUUUUUCUGACGGCAACUCAACUUUUCGGAUCAGCUCUUUAGGAUUUUUGCAUUAUACUACAGUGACAGUAGGGACACCUGGCAUGAAGUUUAUGGUGGCGUUGGAUACUGGGAGUGACUUAUUUUGGGUGCCUUGUGAAUGUGGGAGAUGUGCAUCUAUUGCUGAUCCACUUCAUAGCCCAGAUUUUGAGCUUAGCAUAUACAACCUAAAUGGGUCAUUGACAAGCAAGACAGUUACUUGCAACAACCAUUUUUGCUCACACCAGGCUGAUUGUCUUGAUACUUCUAGUCGUUGCCCUUACUCUGUAUCCUAUGUCUCAUCUGAAACUUCAACUUCUGGAAUACUAGUGGAGGACAUUAUACACUUGAAAAGUGAAGAUGACCAUGAAGGACAUGUUCAGGCAUACAUAAUUUUUGGUUGUGGACAGGUUCAAACUGGAUCUUUUCUAGAUGUGGCAGCUCCAAAUGGUCUGUUUGGGCUUGGCUUGGAGAAGAUAUCAGUUCCUAGCAUUUUAUCGCAAAAAGGUUAUACAGCUGAUUCUUUCUCUAUGUGUUUUGGCCAUGAUGGCACUGGAAGGAUCAACUUUGGAGAUAAGGGAAGCCUUGAUCAGGAAGAGACUCCAUUCAACGUGAAUCCCUUACACCCAACUUACAAUAUCAGCGUUGUCCAAAUUCGUGUGGGAACUGCUCUCAUUGAUUCAGAAUUUACAGCUCUUUUUGAUUCUGGAACCUCUUUCACGUAUCUUGUUGACCCUGCCUAUUCAAUGAUUUUGGAAAACUUCCAUUUACAAGCACGAGAUAAGCGCCACCUACCUGAUGCAAGGAUCCCAUUUGAGUAUUGUUAUGAUAUGAGUCCUGACGCAAACACUAGUUUGAUUCCUACUAUUAGCUUAACUCUUAAAGGUGGUGGUCAGUAUGUUGUGUAUGAUCCAAUCAUUGUCAUCUCCACUCAGCAUCAACUUAUAUAUUGCCUUGCUGUUGUCAAGAGUCAAGACUUCAAUAUAAUUGGACAAAACUUUAUGACUGGCUACCGUGUAGUCUUCGACCGAGAAAAACUUGUGCUGGGAUGGAAGAAGUUUGACUGUUAUGAUGAUGUUGAGGAAUCAACUGCAUCCAUACCAAGAAACUCAAGCAGUGUGCCGCCAGCUGUUGCUGCUGGUGUAGGAACUAAAUCCACGCCAAGCUCAGAAGAAAAUAGGAGGAGCAACCCUCAGACUUCUUUUGCAUCAUCCCCUGUUCACUGCUUCCAUCUGAUCUACCUGCACCUCCAACUUUUGUUCCUGCUGACUCUAGUAUAGCAGAUGCUGCUCGAUCCUCAGUUCCCUUCUCCAGAGGAGGAGCCUAACUUCAUCCGACUAUUGAGACAGUGUUAGUGUGUUUAGUACAAGAGCCUUUGACAAAGCAUCUUUGCUGUCUGCUUCCAUGGAUUAUCAAACCAUGGCUGCAGUAGAUACAGAGCGAAGAUAGAAUGUAAAUACAGCGAAGAUAGAUUGAUGAUGCCAUUUUUUGGUUGCUUCCUUUGCCGGUGUUUCUUUAAGCUAUUCUUUCAGUAGAAUAGAAGGCCAGUCGUUUGUUUUUGUACAGUGUUGGUGGAUUCAAAUAACGGAGAAUUAUCAUUCAUUGUGUUCCAUGUGUAUGAACGGCUUGCCCUCUCU